GAACACGAAAAGCUGUCUCGGUCCGUGAGCAUCUUAUUUGGUAGAGUCACACACUUACUGAGUUCUUCAUCAACUGCAGUUGCCGCUUCUGCAGUCACACCAACCUACAGACAACACACAUACACACUCCCGACAGUCAAUUCUCUGCUCCCACUUCCUUUCGUUGGUCUUUCCAACAUGCGUUGGUUCCGACGCUUCCGUACGGAUGGUGCUGCUGCACCUCCACUACUACUCGUCGUAUGUGCCGUGGCCGUGGUGGGGUUGUUCCCGGGACACGGCACGGAAGCCUUCUCACGGAGGGCAUCCACUGGUACUACUGGUGGGACCACACGCAUGAUGCCCCUACCGUAUCUCCGCGAGCAGCGCACACCACGGCUAGUGCGCUUGCGGGAGAAGAAUACGCGCCGAAGAGCCAACAAUAACGACGGCAACGAUACUAGCAGCGUCACCAAUAGCAACGUUUCACCGGUAGAAACCGGUACCGCCGUCACCAACGAGUCUUUCGUACCCGCACCACCCUUCGAACCCUUCAUCAGUACCGAAAUCGUUUACGAUGGUGUCACGGGGUUGGCGUUGCUCAGCGAAAACUGCACCGAGUCCAUUCCCGAUACCGCCUCUGCUAUACAAACGCAAUUGGUCACGUACCAGUACCAGUUCCUUCUCAACCGUAGCAGUCUCGACCAGACCAACGACACUCUCUCCAAAGCCGUUGACGUUGUCGUCAACGACCUCGAACUGGCGUUGCAAGGAAUACUGGCUGACUCCUUUCUGACCUGUGGCUUUGAUCUGGGUGCUUGCUCCGCGCACCCGCAGUGUACCAACUUGACCGCGGCCUGCUGUCCAACAUCCGACGGAGUCUUCCUCACCUGCUGUGAACUCUUGUUGCUCCGGCCCUAUCCGUUCGAAGUGACCCGGUUGUCCUCCGCUCCGUUCGAUCGAAUCGCUGAAAUCUGCGCCUCUCCCGACGACGACGCCCUGGAUUGCUACAGCGUGGACGGAGCGCUCUCGGUCGACUUCUUUUACUUGGACGGCGAUGAACGCUCGCUCCAGCAACUAGACACGAUUGAAGAUUCCAACGUGGCCGCUGCCUUUUUAGAAAGCCUGCAAGCAGCCUUUGCCGACGAAAACUUGCUCCAAGACGAUAGCGUCCAAACCGUCGUCUUUAUGGGACUCGGCAACAGUAACGGUGUGGAAGGUGGUAACGGUCAAGGAGGUGACGGUAACGUUCCUACAGAAGAACCGGACACGGACAGAGAUGCCAGCAACAAUGUCGACACGGAGAUUGACGCAAAUGUCGAUGCAGGGAAUGAUGCGGAGGAAAUUCCGGAUGUCGAUGCCAUCACCACCGGUGACACGGAUGCAGAGAUGGACACGGAUGCCAAUGCGGAUAACGAGGCGACCGAGACCGAUCUAGGGGCAAAUACGGGUGCCGACCAGAACGCCAACGGGGAUCAGGGUGGUGUGUCCGGUAUCGCCUCCGAGACGACCACCGACAACGGCAAAACUUUGACGAUUGUUACGAGUUCCGUUGCGGUGGCGGUAGUCGCAGCUUGCUUGAUCAUUUUGGCAAUCUUUGCGGGACGACGCCGCCAGCGCAAGCAGGCUCACUGCCAACAACUCGAAGACUAUGGUGACAAUUUCUUUCCCGAUUCGAUUGGACAGGAUCUCAACUUGACGUCCAGUACGUCACUGUCUCGGAGCGCGCACACCAGACCAGGGAAUCGGGGUGGAAUGGAGCAGCCCGAGAAUGACGGACUCAUCGUUUUGAGCGAUUUGCACAUGGCGGAAAGCGUCGACGGGGAAAGCUUUGAUUUCCCCAGGUACUCUGAAAAGCAGGACGCCGUUCAACCCGUGUACGUGUCCUCCACGCAGGCUCGUCCAGUCAAACCCAAUUCAUCGUUUGCUGAGUUUCAAAAACGCGAGUAUAUCUCCGAGGAUACGGUAAUACUAUAG
Molecule: messenger RNA, 1953 nt
Organism: Phaeodactylum tricornutum CCAP 1055/1
Lineage: Eukaryota; Bacillariophyta; Bacillariophyceae; Surirellales; Neidiaceae
Exons: 2
Coding region: 178-1953 (591 amino acids)
Source: RefSeq, a predicted model, not a curated record